Molecule: messenger RNA, 2088 nt
Organism: Metschnikowia bicuspidata var. bicuspidata NRRL YB-4993
Lineage: Eukaryota; Fungi; Ascomycota; Pichiomycetes; Serinales; Metschnikowiaceae
Exons: 1
Coding region: 1-2088 (695 amino acids)
Biological process (GO): regulation of Golgi organization
Cellular component (GO): cytosol
Source: RefSeq, a predicted model, not a curated record
AUGUACCAAGGCUUGAACUUGAGCCUCUACUCGAACAAUCCAUCCGAGAUUGCUAUUGAUGACGAGCACAAGAUCGCAAGAAUCGGCCACGUCGCAGACGUGCUCGCCGAAUGGUUCUCGGUGAUUUCCAAGCAAGCCCGGAAGAAAGGCAAAGACGCGUUUUGCGUUCUUUUUGGGCCGCCGGGAUCAGACAAAACCCCGAACGACAACCACUUGCAUUUGCUCUUGUUCCGCAUCAAGAUCUUCAUCGAGAGAGCGAUCGAGCUCAACGAUCUCGACAGGGCCGGUGCAUUGAGGAAGUUUAUCAUUUUGAUCCACGAGAUCUUGCAUGCGCUUUUCGUCGCUUUGACGCUCGAGGCCGGCAUGGCGAACGCAAACAGCGUCCUCGUGGUAAAGAGCUUGCUAUUUUGUUUCUUCCAGGUCGACUUUUCUGAGGCGCUCCAAGCACUUUUGACCCGAACCACAGGGAAACAAUUUGUUGAUCCCAAGCCAGAUGAUGCCAAAGAAGAAAACAGCGCUGCAGAGCACGCUCGCCAGGCAAGGAAACCAGAGCUCAGGCUCUCCUAUGAGGCCGUGAUGAAAAUCUAUGCCAUUUAUCUCUCGCUUGCAAAUUGCCCCAUUGACCUCAUCCUCGUGGACAAAGUCUCGUUGUCGCUCGACAUCACGACGCCUGAGGACAUGUCGCCAAACACGUACACGCGUUUUCUUGAAUUACUCGACUUCUCCAAAGAAAAGACUUUCGCCCCAUUGACCAACAGGCUUGUAAGUCAAUUGGCGGCCAUUUUCAACUAUUACUAUGAAUUGUCGCCGGAUAUCUUGAGACAUUCGCUCAGGCACUCGUCGUUUUUUGGCUGGGUUACCGGCAAUACGUUAUCCCCCCGACUGUAUCUUUCCACAGACACCACGCUGAGCGUGACGUCAUUUGCGAAGAUCGCAUUAGAUCCCGUCGACCCUUACUUCUAUGAAGUGGACCUCUAUGAACACAAAAAAAGAAUCAAAGUCGUGGGGAAAGAAACAGACUCUGUGGCUGGCGUGCGGAGCCCGUCAUACCUUGCGAUAACUUUCCAAAUGUUUCAGCUUCUACACAACAGGACAUUUACAAAAGAGCUUGUUUCGCAGACAAACAGCACUGUUUGCUUACUCGAUAUCUGGUUGUGUGUAUCUUCCUACGUGCAUCAUUACCAGUAUAGAUCGGCCAUCAACACUUAUGGAGCGAGAGUAUCUUUUCUCAUGUUGCUCAAGUUGACCUCACCCAAGGCGCCAUGGCUUCUGGCUCUUCGGGCCCGCAAAAUUGACGAGAACAAAUGGAAAUUGUGUCACCACAAACAUCCGGUGAUCCCACUCGACGAAAACUGCCCAGAGAAAGACGCUUUGCUCUAUGUGAUUGAUCUUCUCCAAAUCACGUUCAGGUACAAUCUCUCCAAGAGGUUGGACAUGGAAAAUGUCAAGAUCGCGCUUACGGUGUUGUAUCAAGUUCUCUUGGAGCUUGAAGCCCAUCCAACAGAAGGCCUUCGUACCUAUUCCUGGAACGAUUUGUACGUGGCUUUGGUGUACUUCAUGAAAUUCGUUGCGCGAAGCCAAAACGAAGAAGCAGUCAAGUACGUGAUUGAGGAGUUUUUCUCUAUCCUUCAGCUUCUCCUCAGCCCGGCUUUUGAUAAGAUCUUAGAGAAGAGCACUGAUUACUUUUCGCUUGGCUACCAUCCGGCCAAAUCCAUGAAUUUCGACUUGCUCUACAUCAUGCUUCAGCAGCACGAUACUUUGGAAGCACUUUUCAGCAAGUUCAUCAGGAGAAAAAAGAACUUCGGGCGCGUGGAGAGGGCUUUUCUUCAGCUCAAAGAAAAAAUAUCGUCGGUUUCUGACCGUGAAAUCAGUGACAGCGAAGUAACGAGGAUCUUGAACGAGCUCUCGCUUCUUGACGAGGAAAACAUGCAGUUGACAACCAUAACGAUCGACCGGUUUAACUAUGCGGAGACAUUCAAGUAUCUUGACAGGGACUACGAGGAUUUCAGCAAGCAACGAGAGCUUAUGAAGACAUUUAUUUCCAUAUUUGAGACGGACUGGGUUGGCGACGCGAGCCGCAACCGGUAG